Molecule: messenger RNA, 183 nt
Organism: Rattus rattus (black rat)
Lineage: Eukaryota; Metazoa; Chordata; Mammalia; Rodentia; Muridae
Product: keratin-associated protein 20-2-like
Exons: 1
Coding region: 1-183 (60 amino acids)
Source: RefSeq, a predicted model, not a curated record
AUGUGUUACUAUGGCAGCUACUAUGGUAGACUAGGCUGUGGCUAUGGUGGCCUAGGCUGUGGCUAUGGCUGUGGCUAUGGCUGUGGCUAUGGCUGUGGCUAUGGCUGUGGCUAUGGUGGCUAUGGUUAUGGCUGCUGUCGCCCACUGUGUUGUAGACGGUACUGGUCCUGUGGCUUCUACUGA